GCAUUAUUUACUCUGAUUUGACAAUGUUGUGAACAAGAGACGACAGUCUUCCCUCAUAAUCCACUCACAUUUUCAUGAAUAGCAGCAUCUCCUCUCCUCCACCACAUCAGAAUGGGAAGGCUAUAAAUAGUAUACUCUCUUUCAGCCAACAUUCAAUUGCAUUUGACGCAUCAUGCCUUCCCUCUUCUACCUCUCUCUCUCUCUCUCUCUAGCUCUCGCUCUCGCUCUCAUUUUAUCCCUCUCCACCGCCCAGGAGCCCAUCCAUGAAGCCUGCGCAGCCACGCGCUUCCCAGACGAUUGCGUCUCCAACCUCAUGCAUUCCACCCUCCCGCCCACCGCCACCUCUCUGCAGCUCCUCCACUCCGCCAUCUCCAUCUCCGCCGACAAACUCGCCGCGGUCCAGAACUUGGCCAAGGGCAUCUACCAAUCCGCCGGGGACAGCCGCAACCGCAGCGUCGCCGCCGCCACCUGCAUCGAAAUCCUCGCCAACUCGCAGCACCGCAUCGCCCUCGCCUCCGACGCCCUGCCACGUGGCGGAACCAAGGACGCGAAAGCCUGGCUGAGCGCCGCCCUCGCCUACCAGUACGACUGCUGGAACAGCUUCAAGUACGCCAACGACACCCGCGAGGUCGCCGCGGCGAUGACGGCCAUCACCAAUCUCAUGGUUGCCUCCAGCAACGCCCUCAGCAUGGCGUCCGCGCUCUACGCCUACGGAAGCGACUCGGCGGCGUGGAAGCCACCCGCCACCGAGCGCGACGGCUUCUGGGAGCCCGUCGGGGCGAGCGGCGGUACCGGAGUCCCCGGGGUUCCGUCGAAUUUGAAGGCGGACGUUACGGUGUGUAAAGAGGGAGGGAGCGGGUGUUAUAAGACGGUGCAGGAGGCGGUUAACGCGGCUCCGGAUAACGGCGUUAAGAGGUUUGUGAUAUAUAUAAAGGAAGGGGUUUAUGAAGAAAGCGUUAGGGUUCCGCUGGCGAAGAGGAAUGUGGUUUUCUUGGGCGAUGGCAUGGGCAAAACGGUCAUCACCGGCUCUGCUAACGUUGGCCAACAGUUUAUGACAACUUACAACUCUGCGACCGUGGCGGUUCUUGGCGAUGGAUUCAUGGCUAAGGAUCUGACAAUCGAAAACACUGCGGGUCCCGACGCCCACCAAGCAGUGGCAUUCAGAUUAGACAGUGACCUCUCCGUGAUUGAGAAUUGCGAAUUCUUGGGCAACCAAGACACUCUCUAUGCUCACUCUCUGCGCCAAUUUUACAAGUCAUGCCGCAUCCUGGGCAACGUCGACUUCAUAUUCGGCAACGCCGCUGCAAUUUUCCAAGACUGCCAGGUCCUAGUUCGCCCCAGGCAACUCAGGCCAGAGAAGGGAGAAAACAAUGCCAUCACUGCACAUGGCAGAACAGACCCUUCGCAAGCCACCGGCUUUGUUUUCCAGAACUGUUUGAUCAAUGGCACCGAGGAAUACAUGGCUCUCUAUCGCCGCAACCCCAAAGUGCACAAGAACUAUCUGGGUAGGCCCUGGAAGGAGUUCUCCAGAACAGUUUUCAUCAAUUCAUUCUUGGAGGCCCUUGUGACGCCCCAGGGUUGGAUGCCAUGGAGUGGUGACUUUGCUCUCAAGACCCUUUACUAUGGGGAGUUUCAGAACACGGGACCUGCUGCUGAUUUGUCUCAUAGGGUGCCAUGGAGUAGCAAGAUACCUGCUGAAAACGUGUUAACGUAUUCAGUGCAGAAUUUCAUUCAAGGAAAUCAGGUGUCAUCAUCUGCUGCUGGCCCAUCGUCGUAAGGGGCACCCCUUUUGUUAAUUCCCAAUUACCAAUACAAUAACAAUAUUAUCCGGUUUAGGAACAUAUUCAAAUCAAUCUGAGACGUGCUGCUAAAUACCAUGACGUGUUUUAUCGUAAUAUGUUUUUCGAAUGUUUUGUUUAUCAUUCAUAAAGGUGAAAAGAGGAACAAGAGGACUACAAUCUAACAAUAAA
This is a messenger RNA of Cajanus cajan (pigeon pea), 1970 nucleotides long. RefSeq names its product putative pectinesterase/pectinesterase inhibitor 51. Gene Ontology annotation, molecular function: pectinesterase activity; enzyme inhibitor activity. Gene Ontology annotation, biological process: cell wall modification. NCBI's taxonomy places the organism in Eukaryota, Viridiplantae, Streptophyta, Magnoliopsida, Fabales, Fabaceae. The record is from RefSeq and is a predicted model, not a curated record.